This is a messenger RNA of Gordionus sp. m RMFG-2023, 595 nucleotides long. RefSeq names its product small ribosomal subunit protein mS34-like. Gene Ontology annotation, cellular component: mitochondrion; mitochondrial small ribosomal subunit. Lineage: Eukaryota; Metazoa; Nematomorpha; Gordioida; Chordodea; Parachordodidae. The record is from RefSeq and is a predicted model, not a curated record. Gene Ontology annotation, biological process: mitochondrial translation. Gene Ontology annotation, molecular function: structural constituent of ribosome. The coding region runs from base 34 to 519 and encodes 161 amino acids. The transcript has 4 exons.
ACGAUUUUUAGCAAACCUUUAAAUUUCAUUUAAAUGCCCAGAUUUAAAAAAAUUGGUGCGCCUCUUUUUAAAUACAAUGGUAAGACAUUGUAUGAAAUCUUAGCUAAUCUAAAAAAUUUUGGGAUUAAUCGUAUGGUUAGUAGAAAUCAUUGGCUGAAUUUUCCAGAAAAGAGUUAUGUUUGCAUAACUAGGGGUAUCCCUGAUUUAAGAGAUGAGGAUUUUAAUCGAGGAAAAGUAUAUGGAAAAAUAUUUCAUAGAAAUAUACCUGCAGAUUCUGAGACCCUCGUCAAACAAGCAUUUAUUCCUGAUUGGUUUUUAAUACCUAAACAUGAUGAGAAAAAUUAUUUAAGUUCUCUACUGCCACCAGAACCGGCUAAAAUUAAUAAAUAUAUAACAAUUCCUCCAUUAUUAAAACUACUGAUGAUAAGGGAAAUGGAGGUAAUGGGCCAGAAUGCUGAUAUCGAACCUAAAAUUAAAAGAGUUUUGGGCAACAAACAUCGUUGUACAUUAAUAGAAUAGUUAUUACAUAUAUAAUCUCCGUAUGCUUAUAUUUUAAUAAUAUAUUUUAUUCAAAUAUCCUUGAAAAAUUAUAUUA